GUUUGUGUGUGGGGUGGGGGGUUGACAUCCCCUGGAUGGACAGGAACACGUUUGGAAUGAGGAGCGGUUGGUGACGUAAUGUUAGUAGGAGCUGGCGCUCUAGUCUGAACCGAAGCUGCGACCGGACUGGACGUCAAGUGAAGAAGUGAAAGCAGCAAUGGCUGAUACGACGGCAAUGUCUGGUGGUGAUACUGUUGAUGCACAAUCCAGUACAGUCUAUGAAGGAAGCCAAAAACAACUGGCUGGUGAUACUCUUGCAGUGGAUGCGGUACCUGACCAGUGUAUAAAAUAUAACAUGAACUACAAGCAAAUUGGCAUGUGUCUUAUUUUCAACAAUAAGAAUUUCCAUCCUGUGACAGGCAUGAAUAAACGUACUGGUACGGAUGAAGAUGCGGCUAAACUGAACAAGACAUUCAAAAAUCUGGGCUACGACAUUAUGGUUUAUAAUGAUAAAACAUGCAAUGAAAUGUUUGAAAUAUUGCACAGAGCUGCCGAGAGAGAUCACAGCCAAAUGGCUUCAUUUGUUUGUAUUUUCCUUAGCCAUGGAGAGGAAGGGUUACUGUAUGGAACAGAUGGUGCUGAAGAAAUUAAAAAAUUCACCAGUAUCUUUCGAGGAGAUCGAUGCAGAUCUUUGGUUGGCAAACCAAAGCUGUUCUUUAUACAGGCUUGUCGAGGAAAUGAAUUUGAUGGAGGUGUUGAGACUGACAGUGUUGUAGAUGAAAAGAGUACUUCCCUGAAAAAAAUACCUAUAGAGGCUGACUUCCUGUAUGCUUAUUCUACAGCACCUGGCUAUUACUCUUGGCGAAAUACAGGCAAUGGUUCAUGGUUUAUUCAGUCGUUAUGCCAUGUACUUGAUAGGCAAGGCAAGGAACUGGAGAUCAUGCAGAUACUCACUAGAGUCAACCAUAAAGUGGCACUUGAAUUUGAGUCCAGCACAAGUACAGAGGCUUGCAAUGAGAAAAAGCAAAUUCCUUGCAUUAUUUCAAUGCUAACAAAAGAGCUUUACUUUAGUUGUUAAGACUCCUUUGGAAACGUGAAAUUAAACAAUUUCUUCAAUUUAUUCCAGAAUUAACUGCGACCUACAGCUUCCAAUACUUGCCUGAAGAGCAAUAAAUACUUUAAUCAACAUAAUCAUACAAUUUUUGCUGGUUAUUUUGACGGCAUGAAUACAUUUCUAAAGUCUGUUCAGUUGAACUGUUGAAUACAAUAUCUUCACAAUGUUAAAUUUUGAAAAGUGACAGUUGGUUUUUGAAUUUCAUUGUUAAAGCAAUUUAGCAAGUUUUAAUGACUGAGCUUCUUUCGAUAAAUAAAACAUCAAAGAACUGGUGAUGCUGGAGAAAUUCAGCAACUUAGUGGACGUUCUUCCCACAAAUGCUGCCAGAUCUACAGAGUUUCUCCAGCAAUUUGUUUUUAUUUUGUUUGACAUAAUCGUGUUUGAGGAUCUUGCAUUGUUUUGUGUAUGAAAAUCUGUGUUCAAGUAUAAUUUUUUUCAUAAUUACAAAGUAACCCAGUGAGUGAUUAAAUGUAGAUGCUGAAAAACAAUUAGCUUUAUUGUCUUUCAAAUGUGUUAAAAUGUCCAAUGCUGUACAUUAAUUCAGUCAUGUCAGCAGUAGCUUGGCUGUAUAAACCUGAGUACCUAAAACAGGAUGAUAUUUUGGUGUGCUACUGAAGGGCUGCUGCAAUAUCAGUUCAGAUGCAAUUUUAAAGAGACCAGAUCUAGUUCCGUGGUUGUAUUGCCAUUUUUGAACUUGAUGUUUAAUCAAAUGACUCUGCAGAGUGUAAUUACCCAUUUCACAUAAUGGGUAAGACUGAAUUCUUAAUUAGGAAACAGAUUUUUAGGGUUAUAUUUUAAAUAUUUUCCUUUGUCACUAUCUUAAUUCUCCCCGUAUUCUUUAUUAAGAGACCAGGAUAACUUUAAACUCUGAGUACAGAGGAUUCUUGAUUUCUGUGGGGUUUUUUUUUAUUGUGGUUGUAAGAUGAUCUGUGCAUUUUUUUUCUUCUGUAUUUCCUGGAGAGGAUGGAUGAGCUUGACCACUGCUGCCUUAUCAAUAAUUGUUAUGAACUUGAAUACAAACUCCUUAAGUUGGGAUGGCAAAUUUAUACAGGGCUGCAUUGUUCUGCUAAAAUAAUGCAUACUUUGAUUUUUGCUAUGUUGGAAAUAUCUAGAGCCUAACUCUGUGUAUAAUUUUUAGCUGAUAAUGGAAACUUUAAUUUUUAAUGUUAAAACCUCAAUGCCAGGACACUCAUUUGAUACCUACACCUUUCUGAAAUUUAUAUGGAUGCUGAAAAUUACUAAGAAUGGUGUCCUUUUCUUGUUCAGGUACAUUACAUGACUGAAAUAAACAAAUUGAUACUAUAAUAUUACAAGAAAA
Molecule: messenger RNA, 2372 nt
Organism: Hemiscyllium ocellatum (epaulette shark)
Lineage: Eukaryota; Metazoa; Chordata; Chondrichthyes; Orectolobiformes; Hemiscylliidae
Gene: casp3b
Product: caspase 3, apoptosis-related cysteine peptidase b
Exons: 7
Coding region: 158-1018 (286 amino acids)
Biological process (GO): erythrocyte differentiation; positive regulation of apoptotic process; keratinocyte differentiation
Cellular component (GO): cytoplasm
Source: RefSeq, a predicted model, not a curated record